UUUAGUAUAUAUUUCGUUUUAUUAAGGUGCCAGGUUAAGCUUAGGCCCCUAAGCCACCCCACAAGAAUAUUAGAACCACAUUUAUAAAGAGCCCAAUUUUUUCAUUACACCUAAAUAAUCCUGUUUGUUUCAUUAUCAAUCAUUACCUCUAAAACUCCAGCCCUAUUAUACAACUCAUACUCUUCCAAAUCCUGGAGAUUAGCAAUGUCAAUUAUUGAUUAAUACCCACAAAACCCCUUGCUUACUUUUUUAUUUGUGAGAGGUUCAUAUAUAUUGUAUAGAUUGGUUGUGAUCUUCCAUGACUCUCUUGGUUCUUUCUUGCAUUAACUUAUGUAACAUAGGCUUGAGAAUUGAUCAAGAUUUUAAUGUUUUUUGAUGAAAUAGGAGAUGAAGGUGAUUGUUGAUGGGGUCUAAUAAUAGCAAUAUAUGUCACGUCAUCCCACUGAUGUCCUGGUUGUUAUUGUUAUUAUUGUCAUUAAACGUUGUACGAGGAUCAAGUGAUACGUCGGAUCGAGAGACAUUGGAUUCAUACAUACAUGAAUAUGCAAUCAAGAAUAUAUCGAAACUACGUACAGGUAAAUUGUAUGAUAUUCACCUUCCUGCAAAUUUUUCAGGCAUGGAAGUUUCAAUCGUUCGCGUUAGAAGUGCAAGUUUUUGGAGAAGAGGGGCUAAUUUUAGCUUCUUCAGAAUCCCACGGAGAGUACUGCCAUGGCCUUUUGUUAGGAGAUUUGAUAUCAUAUAUGAAAAAUUUGGGAAUUUGUCAUCUAAAUACUAUGAUGUCUCAGGUUACACAUUUGUAACUCCUGUCAUAGGCUUAUUAGCAUAUGAUGCAUCAAGAGGAAGAGAAAAUUAUGGGAUGGUUGAGCUUAAUACCAUGGGAAAUCAAAUUUUGGUUAACUUCCCACGAAUAUCUAUCCCACAAGACAACAACAAGAAGAAUGUGACGAUGAAAUGUGUUAGAUUUGUCACAAAUGGGACCAUAGAGUUCAGCAAUGUAACGAAGAACAACACGUGUAUAACGCAAGGACAAGGCCAUUUCGCCAUAGUGGUGCCUUCAUUGAAGCCAGAUGAUGAUGAGAAGAAAGAUGGGAAAUGGAAAUGGUGGGUAAUAGGAUUUGGUGUAGGAAUUGUAGGAUUAAUAUUGUUGAUUGUGAUGGCAACUUUGAUAUGCAAAUGUGUUGGGAUAAAAAAGAGAGGGAAUAUGGAGAAACAAUCUGAAAAAAGUGAGGCUUUGGAUACUGUUUGGGUUGGGAAUAGCAGAAUGCCUUCUGCUUCAGGUAUAAGAACUCAACCAGUUCUUGAAACUAGUUAUGUUCCUUGAUAUUUUUUUUAAUUUCACUUUGUUGAUUUCAAUUUUUUUUUUCAUGUGUUCUUUCCAUUUUAAGGUGUAUAUACAUUCAUGUCUCAUCAAAGUUAAUUCUUUUAAGGAAAUCA
Capsicum annuum is the source of this 1434-nucleotide messenger RNA. RefSeq lists its product as uncharacterized. Gene Ontology annotation, cellular component: membrane. Bases 404 to 1321 code for a protein of 305 amino acids. The record is from RefSeq and is a predicted model, not a curated record. The transcript has a single exon. Lineage: Eukaryota; Viridiplantae; Streptophyta; Magnoliopsida; Solanales; Solanaceae.